UGCUGACUAGACACAAGAGAGAGAGAGAGGAGAGAGAGAGAGAUGGGGGUUGCAAGUGGCAUCCACGCCGCCUAUCUUCCCUCCAAAUUCCAACCACCACCCAAAACCGCCACCUCCAAAACCGCCCACAACAAAACCUUCCGCCGCCGCCGUAUUCCUCCGCCACCCCUGUUCAUAUCCACAAACCCAACCCACGUGAACCCUCACCACCUUCGAGACCUCUACACCCUCUCCAACCACUCCUGCCACCGCUUCCCCGCCCUAGGCGCGGACGGCCGCCCCGAUCCCGUCGACCUCGACAAGCUCCGCAUUGCCCUGUCCCACAGCUGUAUCGUCGUUUCCGUCUUUGCAAAACCCGAGGUCGUAUCGUACUACUCCUCUUCUUCGUCUGAGAAUACGAUGGGGUUUGGAGGAGAUUGGUUGAGGAGAGUGGUCCCCGUUACGGCGGAGAAUGGGAUGUUGGUGGGUUUUGGACGGGCCGUUUCGGAUGGUGGAUUGACUGCUGCAAUUUACGACGUCGUGGUUAUUCCUUCUCUACGAGAGAUGGGAAUCGGCAAGAUGAUAGUCAAAAGAAUCAUAAGCAUGCUCACUAGUAGAGGCAUCUAUGACAUAGCAGCCCUUUGCUCACAUGAGGAGAGGUCAUUCUUUGAAGCAUGCGGAUUUGGAGAGGACAGUUUGGGAGCUACUACAAUGAUGUAUACAAGGACUGUUUCUAGCUGUGAAGCAAAUCACAUGGUCAAACAUGUUGGUCGAAAGCUAUUGGUAGCUCCACUUGUUAGAGAGCCCUUUAAGCCAUGAUUUGUAAUAAGUCAUAAAACUGUCAGCUCUAGCAUAUGACUUUUGCAGCCGAACCCUUGAAAUGCUAAUUGGGAUGUUUCAGAGGAACUCAAGUUUGCUUCUGUCUCGGAUAUUGAUAUCCCAUUUUCAUAUCUAGUUUCAACUGAGAAACACAAUUUCCGAAAACAAGGCAAAAGAGGGUGGAAAUCUGAUGGUAUCAAGGAGGAUAUGUCUGCACUUGCCCAUGACCUGGCUGAAGUUUUCAUGUAAUGUAGACAAUUGGACGUGUCUUAGACAUUACUAUAGACAUACACAUGGAAUAGGAGUAGUAUUUUUGUACAUAUUUUCUGUACAAAAUGAUGUAGCCUUUUCUAGUGUGUUCAUUGUAAGAUAAAAAAUCCCAUCAUCCUGACAUAUAAUUUCGAUAAUGUCAUUAUCAUAUCAUUUUGAUGA
Rhododendron vialii is the source of this 1230-nucleotide messenger RNA. RefSeq names its product GCN5-related N-acetyltransferase 3, chloroplastic. Gene Ontology annotation, biological process: UDP-N-acetylglucosamine biosynthetic process. NCBI's taxonomy places the organism in Eukaryota, Viridiplantae, Streptophyta, Magnoliopsida, Ericales, Ericaceae. The record is from RefSeq and is a predicted model, not a curated record. The transcript is spliced from 4 exons. Gene Ontology annotation, molecular function: glucosamine 6-phosphate N-acetyltransferase activity; monosaccharide binding. Bases 43 to 798 code for a protein of 251 amino acids. Gene Ontology annotation, cellular component: endoplasmic reticulum; Golgi apparatus; endoplasmic reticulum-Golgi intermediate compartment.